Molecule: messenger RNA, 1472 nt
Organism: Salvia hispanica
Lineage: Eukaryota; Viridiplantae; Streptophyta; Magnoliopsida; Lamiales; Lamiaceae
Biological process (GO): regulation of transcription by RNA polymerase II
Cellular component (GO): SAGA complex
Molecular function (GO): transcription coactivator activity
Source: RefSeq, a predicted model, not a curated record
UACCACACAAACAACAAUUGGGGAAAGAUACAGUAAUAAACCCCUUCCAAUACAUAAAUUAAAACAAAAACUAAAGCAAAAAAAGAAAGGAAAAGGAAAAAAAAAAAAAAAAACCACGCUGUUCGUAGUCGUCGACUCCUACUCUCCGAAACCAGUGGGAUCUUGUAUGUUGAGCAGAUUCAAACAGAGUUGAAUGAAAAUGGUGGCAAGCCAUCAUUUUACUCGAAUCAACACACUAGAGCUGAAAGAGCUUAUUUAUGAAAAGAUCGGCCAACAAAGAGGUGAGACCUACUUCGAUCAGCUGAAGAGAUUUCUGAGUUCAAAUCUGAGCAAGGCUGAGUUUGAUAAGAGCUGCAUAGAGACAAUUGGGAGAGAGAAUCUCCCUAUUCAUAAUCGCCUCAUCCGAUCCAUCAUCCAGAAUGUUUCUCAGGCUAAAACCCCGCCUCAAAAAGUCGAGGCACUUGGUGUUAAAGUUUCCAAUGGUUACUCGAGGAAUCAUCUUCAUUCCGUUUAUGGAGAUGCAUUUCCUUACUCUCCUCGCAAAUGUAGGUCCCCGCUCAGUAGGGAUCGCAAGUUUCGUGAUCGCCCUAGCCCUCUUGGCCCGUUGGGCAAGAGUCCUAGUCUCACAUGCGAAGAAACAGUUUCAAGGAUACAAGAGCAGCAAGGUGCAGCAGAGUUGCAGACUAUCUCUGGUAAGCCUCCGACAGGUGCUGCCUCAGUUGAAGAUGGGGAAGAGGUUGAACAGUGUGCUGUGAUCCCGGUUUCUCACAGAUGGAGUUCUAUCACUGCUCCGUUUGGUGUUUCUGUCAACUUGGGCGGUGCCCGCAAAGUGUCUCAUUCUGACCCAUAUUGUCAAACCAGUGGUGAAUUGCCUGAUACAAGAUCCCUAGGACGUCGUUUGCAAAAGAAGUUGGCAUUGGAGGGAGUUGGCAUUACACUAGACGGUGCCAACCUGUUGAAUAAUGGUCUAGAUGUGUAUCUGAAGAACGUGAUUUCACAAUGUAUAGGUGUUGCAAGAUCACGACAGUCCAAUGGUGUAAGGAAAAUGCAGCCGAGUAAUGCAAGAAUGCUAGAUUUUCGGGUAGCCAUGGAGUCGAAUCCAUCUAUACUCGGUGAAGAUUGGCCCAUGCAUCUUGAGAAGGUAUGCAACUAUGCUUUACAAUAAGCUCCGAGAUCUGGGAGCAACUUGACCCAAAUUUGACAAUAACUCGAAGUGGAAAAAUAGUUGGCUAUUUGGGAGCAACUUGACACAAUUUUGACGACUACUCGAAGAUGAAACAAGUUGUGGAUCUGUGAUUGAAGUUAGUGGGUGUUGGUAGCUUUAGUUGUAGGAAGAGGAGAAUGUGUAUACAGGCGAUCCAACACAUGUGAUAAUAGUCUUUAUCAUCAUUGUUUUGUUAGUUCUUAAAUGGUGAUAUUUUGUUGACUACAAUAAACUUAGUUUAUGUAAGAGAAGUCAUAAAUUAUUUGUA